Carassius gibelio (silver crucian carp) is the source of this 4607-nucleotide messenger RNA. RefSeq names its product mothers against decapentaplegic homolog 3-like. NCBI's taxonomy places the organism in Eukaryota, Metazoa, Chordata, Actinopteri, Cypriniformes, Cyprinidae. Gene Ontology annotation, cellular component: heteromeric SMAD protein complex. The transcript is spliced from 9 exons. The record is from RefSeq and is a predicted model, not a curated record. Gene Ontology annotation, molecular function: I-SMAD binding; DNA-binding transcription factor activity, RNA polymerase II-specific; RNA polymerase II cis-regulatory region sequence-specific DNA binding. Gene Ontology annotation, biological process: anatomical structure morphogenesis; regulation of transcription by RNA polymerase II; cell differentiation. The coding region runs from base 204 to 1472 and encodes 422 amino acids.
UAGCUGGAUUUCAUCUCUACUGUUGACUUUCCACAGACCUGAAGAGCUGAGCAACGUCCGGCAAUGUGCCUCUAAUGGGCAUUAAAAAACAACUUUUUCUUUUUGAUCUGGGCAUUUAAUAAAAUCCUUCGACGCUACGUCUUGAAAAGCACAGGACUUUGAUAAGGAAUAUUUUUUUUCGAGUUGCUGUUGAUUUACCAAAGAUGUCUAUAUUGCCUUUCACUCCUCCGAUUGUGAAGAGACUGCUGGGCUGGAAAAAGGGCGAGCAGAACGGACAGGAGGAGAAAUGGUGUGAGAAGGCAGUGAAGAGUCUGGUGAAGAAGCUGAAGAAGACAGGACAGUUGGAGGAGUUGGAGAAAGCCAUCACCACCCAGAAUAUCAACACCAAAUGCCUCACUAUACCGAGGUCUCUGGAUGGCCGACUGCAGGUAUCUCAUAGAAAAGGGCUUCCCCAUGUGAUCUACUGCCGGCUGUGGCGCUGGCCUGACCUGCAGUCCCACCACGAGCUGCGUGCUGUAGACUUUUGUGAGUUUGCCUUCCAUACGAAGAAGGACGAGGUGUGUGUGAACCCUUACCACUACCAGCGUGUAGAGACACCAGUUUUGCCUCCAGUCCUGGUUCCUCGGCAUGCUGACAUUUCCACAGACUUCCUUCCGCUGGAUGAUUUCAUCCCUGAAAACACCAUAUUCCCCGCGGGCAUUGAGCCUCCGAGCAACUAUAUACCGGAGACCCCUCCUCCAGGUUACCUGAGUGAGGAUGGGGAAACCAGCGACCACCAAAUGAACCACAGCAUGGACACAGGCUCCCCAAACCUUUCACCCAACCCUGUCUCUCCUGCAAACAACAACCUAGAUCUGCAGCCGGUAACUUAUUGUGAAUCAGCAUUUUGGUGCUCAAUUUCCUACUAUGAAUUGAAUCAGCGUGUGGGCGAGACUUUCCAUGCCUCGCAACCGUCUCUGACUGUAGACGGCUUUACAGAUCCCUCUAACGCAGAGCGCUUCUGCCUGGGCCUGCUGUCCAAUGUCAACCGCAAUGCAGCUGUGGAGCUGACGCGCAGACACAUCGGCCGAGGUGUGCGUUUGUAUUACAUCGGCGGUGAGGUGUUUGCUGAGUGUCUGAGCGACAGUGCUAUUUUUGUGCAGAGUCCGAACUGUAACCAGCGGUAUGGCUGGCACCCCGCCACAGUAUGUAAGAUUCCUCCAGGCUGUAAUCUGAAGAUCUUCAAUAAUCAGGAGUUUGCAGCUCUGUUGGCCCAAUCAGUGAAUCAGGGAUUUGAGGCUGUUUACCAGCUAACCCGUAUGUGCACCAUUCGCAUGAGUUUUGUCAAAGGCUGGGGGGCAGAAUACAGGCGGCAGACAGUGACCAGCACCCCCUGCUGGAUAGAGCUGCAUCUCAAUGGGCCCCUGCAGUGGCUGGACAAGGUGCUCACUCAGAUGGGCUCUCCGAACCUCCGCUGCUCCAGUGUGUCAUAGGACAAACCCUCAGCCCGUUUCAUGUAACCAUACCCUUCUAAUGACAUCAUCUAUUGCUGCUGAAAGCCAAGCAAACAAACAGAGCAAAACCAAGAACGGGGGAGACAAACACCUGCUGGACUACUCAGUGUCACUUUAUCAUUUACAGAUCAUUAUAUUUUGCCGUGGGCAAAAAUAGGCACGUACAGUUGAAGCACUUUGAACAAUGACACUCGAGGAGUGGAUGAUAAUCCACAGUGUGAUGAGUUUAAAAUGAGGCACUUUCCUCAUUCUGAAUUUAAAUGUGAUAAUGAAAUUAUGAUUUUGUCUGUUUUUGUUUUGAUCAAGAAGUGUGUCAUGAAUUUAAUUUGAUCUGAAGGUAUUCGAAUUAUAGGCUCGGAAUAUGAUUGCUUAAAGGGGGGGUGAAAUGCUCGUUUUCACUCAAUCUCCUGUUAAUCUUGAGUACCUAUAGAGUAGUACUGCAUCCUUCAUAUCUCCAAAAAGUCUUUAGUUUUAUUAUAUUUAUAAGAGAAAUGACGUGUGUGCGGAGCUAAAGAAUCACCAGCGAGAGUAGGCUUUUGCGUUGAGCGUGUCUGGGAGCUGUGACAUUACCGUGAGGAAAAACCCAUCAUCCAAAACAAACCAUGGCUAACAGUCAGAUUCAGCCGUUUAUUUAUGAUCCAGAAUCAGAUCCCGAGGCUGAAACUGAACAAGAGCGGCAGCAUCAACGACUACAGCAGGACGUCUCUAUGUGGUAUGUAUUUAAACUGUAUAUAUUUGCUUAGCGGUUUUGGAAAAUGACUAAGUUCCACUUUAUGUCGUCUUUUUUUUUCUUUAAAGGUGUACAAGGUUUACUUGAUGUGCUUAUGUACCGAUAGCUAAGUUAACAACGCAGAGAUAUUUGAAGCAGUUUUACUCACCCCCUGCGGUUCCAACACACGAUCGUGACCCAUUUUCGGUGGGACUGCAUUAUCCUUAAGAAAUAAACGAUGUGCAAAUCCGGCGUCAAACUGGGCCUUGUUUGUAAAACAAGCAUCUUCGAAAUGCAGGGAACAAACACAAACACUUGCACAACUCCGUUGAUGCUCUGUAAAAAUAAACUCCAUCCACUGGUCCCUUAAUGUUUUUUUUUUGGUAAUCUGUGCAGGGUUGUCUUGCCCUCGCACACUCCUUUUGUGACAUUUCGCUCUCGCUCUGAUCAGUGAAUGUCUCUGCUCUGCUAUACGGGAGCGCGCGCUCUUUUCCGGCAGAAGUGCCCUUAGGACCCAUAUAAGGAAAUUCCGCUCCAUCUAACGUCACACAGAGCCAUACUCGAAAAAAAACUUUCCGAAACUUAUGACAAACUGGAAGGAGUAUUUUUGAAACUAAAUAUUUGAAACUUUGUCCAUGUUUAGCAUGGGAAUCCAACUUUUUAACAGCAUAAAAAACUCAGUAUGCAUGAAAUAGCAUUUCACCCCCCCCCCCCCCUUUUAAAAUCAUAAACAUCCUCAUAGGGGGCCUCAAAGAGUGCUUUGUUUCCACCACCUUCAGUGAAGGGGUCUUGUGUCAACUUUUACAGCGUGUUAGCCUGAAGCUAGAGCUUCAGGAAUCUGUUUGUGUAGGUUUGCUCGAGUAAACUGCACUGCACUGGACAGGUCAGUAUACGGUGUGAUUGCCAUUGGUCUCAUGCACAGUCGACCAUGUUUGUAUACUUCUGACAGGAACCGUGUGUGUCGAAUUAUAACAGAGGUACUUAGCCUUGAUUAUGAAAAGCACUUAUUUUUUUACAACCAAGUGAUGGUGUGAACUGCAAAAUAGCAUUGGAAAUUUGUUAGUGACAAAUGCUAGUAGCUAAUACUGCCAUUUUAUUUCUUUAACUUGAUGGUAACUGUUCAAAUUUUCCUCAGCAAAGACAUUUUUGUAUUAAGUAUUUUUGCAUUAUAAGCAGAAUGGAGAUCGUGGAAGUAUAUUUUUACUGCUGCCCUAGGGUAUUCACCGUCAUGUUACACAUAGAUAUAAAACAAAAAAUGCUCCAGGGCUUUUGAAACUACAUUUCAAAGAUAAAGAUUUCUACAGAAUUUUGACUGUUGUCAGUAAUUUAGUGAUGAUUUAUAGCAUCAGAUUUUCAGCGAACUGCACCAGGUUUUAUCGAAAUGACAGGAUUUUGCCUGUGAAAAAUUCACAGAACCAUUCAUGUGACCACACCAUGUCAUAAUGAUAUAUAUAUAUAUAUAUAUAUAUAUAUAUAUAUAUAUAUAUUUUUUUUUUCAUUUCAGCAAUCGCUUGAUUUCAUUGUCCUUUUGUUGAAUCUGUUCAGUGUAUGAUUGGCGCAUCAAAGGGAUAUCUCCAACUCAGGACUAUCAAUCCAUUCUCAAAACUCAUGAAACAACUAACAGCAUUUCAUAUCUCUACAUUCUACAAUAUUUUACUGUCAGUGAUUUCGGAGAAGUUAUUGAUGGGGUUUAGUUUUUUUUUUUUUUACAGAAAAAUUGAGUGCAAAGUACUGCUGGCAGCUCUUGGAAUGCUUGUAUUUUUAUGUAAAAAUGUAUUUCACAAGACAAUAAUGUAAAUGACUAGACUUUUAUGUGGACCCUUUGCUCAUCGGGGUAAUUCUGAUUCCUUGAUUUGUUAGUACUGACAUUUAACAACUCAGUGCACGGCCUGGCUUUUAACAACAUAAAUCAGCAAUCAAAAGCAUGUUCCUCAUUUUUAUUGGGUGAUGUCUGGUCUCAAGAAAAAAAGCUCUGAAUCACCAAUCAUAAAGAUCCUGACAAUCUCUGCUUGAUUUUCGAAAAUCAUAUUGAUGUUUCACUGAACAACUUACGCUUGUGUUUGAUUCCCCCAAGCUGAUUUUACUAUGAAUCUUACCGGCUCUUCAUCUGUGACUCAACAGGGCCAAAGCACACAGUGGACUGUUGAUAUUUUAUUGAAAUUUGUAUGGAAUAUUGCUUCUAUACUGCUUAUUUUCUUGCACUCUUGAUUUGGAAGCAAAAUGAAACAUUCUUUGUCUUAUAGUGUCAGUAAUUUCAUUCAUAUUCUGAAACUGGUACUUCGUUCUUGUUUGCCCUGAAUUUCCCUUUUGCUUUUCUGUAACAUACACUCGCAUUAUCUUGCAUUCAUGAUCAUAUUGACUUUUAUGUAAGUUUUAAUAAUAAAAGAACAUAAUUUCAGACUUUU